Amaranthus tricolor (Joseph's coat) is the source of this 1104-nucleotide messenger RNA. Its product is annotated as 30S ribosomal protein S21, chloroplastic-like. The record is from RefSeq and is a predicted model, not a curated record. Gene Ontology annotation, cellular component: ribosome. Lineage: Eukaryota; Viridiplantae; Streptophyta; Magnoliopsida; Caryophyllales; Amaranthaceae. Bases 216 to 695 code for a protein of 159 amino acids. The transcript is spliced from 2 exons. Gene Ontology annotation, biological process: translation. Gene Ontology annotation, molecular function: structural constituent of ribosome.
AAACUUGAGAGUUGGGACCCAUUCUAUUAAAAUUGUCCCAUUUUUUAUUAACCACUCCACUUUUCUUUGUUUGUCCGCCGAUUGCAUUGAGCAAAAUCGGUGAGACAGAGUGAUCACUGAUCAGGUCUCCGGCCUCCGGUCUCCAACCCACAGAAAACCCCGUCAAAAUUCACUACUCCACUCUCAUUUGUCCAAAAAAGUUCAACUAUUCCACCAUGGCAAUAUCACCGUCAUCAUCUUCGAACAUCUUCUCUAUAUUCUCACAAACUCAAAAUACUAAAACCCAAUUUCCUUUUCUCCAAAAAACCCACCUUUCAUACCCUCUUUCAUGUCCUUUAAUCUCUCUACAAACCUCAAAAAAUCCCAACAACCAAAAUGGGUUAUUUAUAACAUCAAUGGGUACUUACAAUGUUCAGAUUAUUGUAGAAGAGAAUGAACCAGAAGAGAAGCUGAUUAACAGGUUUAGGAGACAGGUUUUGAGAGCUGGUGUUAUUCAAGAGUGUAAAAGAAGAAGAUGGUUUGAAAAUUCUCAGGAUAAAAGGAAACGUAAGUCUCGUGAAGCUGCUAAGAGAAAUCGUAGAAGGCGGCCUCAGCCUAAAGUUUCGAAACAGAAUAAUACGGAAACUCCCAAGAAGGAAGUCCAUGACUUGGAUGAUGAUAAUUGGGAUAUUCCAGAAGGCAACCUUCCUUAUUGAUCAAGCUGAUAAUAAUAGCAUGUUGAUGUUGAUAACUGAUAUGCCGAGUUGCUGACAAUAAUAGUUAGAGUUUGUAAAUCGCUAAUCGUAACCAAUCCUUUGGGACCCACUUUAGUUCCAGUCAUUUCCUAGCGGUGUUAUAAUAUCAUAUCAUGCACCUUCUGGACCUAAGACACCCAUGUUUUCUUCGACGAUAUUGUUUUGAGUUUACAAAUGAAGAUAGAAUAUACAUUGUUAAUUUGUUAUGAUAGUUUAAAAUAUUAAUAUAUUAGUUAAAAUAAAUUGCUGAUAUUUUCAUGUUAUGUAUGUUGUAAUUGUUAGGAAUAAUUUUCAUGUUAUAUAAAUUGUUGUAGAUAUAUAAUAGAAGUUUUAGUAUUAUAAUAGAAGCUUAUUCGACAUAAUAUAGUUG